CUGUUGAACACCAAAUCACAACAUAAGCAUAUAUUUUAAUAUAUUAUACGAAUUUUAAUAAGCAUUAAACUGUCAUCAACGCUUGGGAACCUCAUAGCUCUUAGCCCACAAGAGGAAAAUUGUCUUUGUACCUUAUCUUUUUGAUGGUCCAUUUGGUGACUCCACCAAUCUAAACCAUAUGAUCACCAUUCCUCACAGCUGCCACAAGUCAUGGCCACCAUCUUUUCCAAGUACCAGCUCAAAAUCCUGCGCUUCUCUUCUAUUCACAGCCCAAAACUAUCGACCAAAAAUUGCAAACACUUUAAAUGAGAACAAUGAAACAAAACAAUCAUCAGCAGGCAGAAUCAAACGACAGGUUUUAACCAAAGACGGUAGAACCAAACUCGACGCCUUCUCGGAUAGAGAAUUCUAUGCAUAUCCUCGGUUUGUGACCCAUGUGGAUGAUGGUUUCAUUACCACAUUGACCAAUCUUUACAGGCAACGUUUGAGGCCUGGUUCGGAGGUUCUUGACCUCAUGAGCUCAUGGGUCAGCCAUCUACCUAAAGAAGUCAUGUACAAAAGAGUAGUUGGACAUGGACUCAACGCACAAGAGCUGGCAAAGAAUCCUCGGCUGGACUAUUUUUUUGUGAAGGAUCUUAAUCAGAAUCAAGAACUUGAGUUCCAGGAUGGCAGUUUUGAUGCAGUGUUGUGCACUGUCAGUGUGCAGUAUCUUCAACAGCCCGAGAAGGUGUUUUCAGAAGUGUUUCGGGUGCUAAAACCAGGAGGAAUAUUCAUUUUGAGCUUUAGCAAUAGAAUGUUUUAUGAGAAAGCCAUCAGUGCGUGGAGAGAAGGGACUGCAUACAGUCGGGUACAAUUGGUUGUGCAGUAUUUCCAAUGUGUUGAGGGAUUUACACAACCAGAAAUUGUUCGAAAAUUACCAGAGGCUGCUGGUGCUGCUCAAGAGGAACAAUCGCCAUUCAAAUGGUUUAUGAGGCUGAUGGGAUUAUUGUCUGGCUCAGAUCCUUUCUAUGCAGUCAUCGCUUACAAGAACUUUAAGCCUGUAUAAGAAUGAAAUAAGUAUUACUAUGAUUAUAACAAUAUUGUACGUAGUAUAUUGCUUUUGCCUUACCAAAUUGGAUUUGUUGUUUUUUUCUUGAUUCCUUUGUGGAUUACUUCUGUUAUCUGUCUCCAAGUUAAAAAGGGAAAA
This is a messenger RNA of Pistacia vera, 1186 nucleotides long. Its product is annotated as sterol 24-C-methyltransferase erg6. Bases 179 to 1045 code for a protein of 288 amino acids. Gene Ontology annotation, molecular function: S-adenosylmethionine-dependent methyltransferase activity. Lineage: Eukaryota; Viridiplantae; Streptophyta; Magnoliopsida; Sapindales; Anacardiaceae. The record is from RefSeq and is a predicted model, not a curated record. The transcript is spliced from 2 exons.